CUUGCCGCCGGUACACGCGGCCCUGAGUGACGUCCACUCGCUCGUCCGGUGCGCACAUGUCGUGUCCGCGUUCGUUGUUUCUCCCGUCGCUGCUGCCGCCGCCGCCGUCGUCCGAACUUGCACACACGCCGCUCUACGCCCACCCCGUUAUCCUGCCGUUUUCUGCGUUUCACCUCCGAACAGGGAACCUCCUAACCCCUAUCGUCUCCCCUCGACUAGUUCGCCCUGUGAACGGUGCACGCCACGUUUCAUCUCCGUCCGGAACCACGCUCGAUGACGGUGGACGUUACGCGGUGAAGCCGCCGCGGUGUUUGACGGUGCAGAGGAGAACGGACGCACGACCAUGAGCCUGUUCAACACGUCGUACCUGAUGGGCAACGACACGGUGUACGGAUGGGGCACCAGGUACUUCUUCACGUUCUACUCCGAGUUCGGCGACGAGAAGACCGAGUCGGCGGUCGAGGUGACCGUGCUGAUGGUGAUAUUCGCCGUAUCCGUGGUGGCCAACGUGUCCAUCGCGUGGGCCGUGCUCCGGUACCGGGAAAUGCGCACCGUCACCAACUGUUUCCUGCUCAACCUCACCGUGGCCGACCUGUUGUUCGCCGUCACCACGCCCGUGCUCGCCUACGUGCGCAUCCUGCCCGACUGGCCGUUCGGCGACGUCGUCUGCCGACUGCUGCCCUACUCCCAGCUCGUAUGCGGCUUCGUGUUGCUGUGGACGCUGACGUUGAUCAGCAUGGACCGACACCGGUGCAUCGUGGUGCCGCCGUAUCGGUCGCGGUUGACGCCUCAACGGGCGUCCAUGCUGACGGUGAUCACGUGGAUGAUCGCGCUGACCGUGUUCCUGCCCGUCGCGUUCUGGUUCCACGAGCAGCCCGUCCAGAACGGCACCAUCCGGGUGUGCACGCUGGUGUUCCCCAAGAACGACACGUUCCAACUGUCCAUCGUGUUCACCGUGUCCGUGGUGUCGCUGUCCUCCGUGCUGCCGCUGUCCAUGUUCGUGUACCACUACCAGCGGAUAUUCCACAAGCUGAACAAGACGCGGCGGAAGAUCGAGCGGUGCACAUCGCACCGGUCCAACCCGAAGGCCAUGUCGUUGCAGAAGAACCUGUCGCUGCCUACCGCCAACGACGGUACCAUACCGCAGGUGUUGGUACGGCACGAAGAGCUUAGGUACCGGAAGCACGUGCACGUGGUGCGCGUGCUGCUCAUCAACGUGAUCGUGGUGCUGGUCAUGUGGCUGCCGAUGACUGUGGUCAUGUGCCUGAUCUACGUGGACGGCAGCCGGGACACGGAGGACACGGGCUUCUUCCUGCGGUCGCACCACUUCAUCAUGGGGCUGGUGUUCGCGCUGCUCAACACCGUCGUCAACCCCAUCCUGUACGGCGUGCUGUCCGAGAACUUCCGCAAGUGCUUCGCCCGGCUGUGGUUCAUCUCGAAGCGCCGGCGGGCCGUGAACCGCGAGCUGCUGGAAAACAUGAGCAAGGGCGGCGGCGGCGGCGGCGGCGGCGGCGGUGGCGGCGGCAGCGGCUUCAGGACGCCCAGCAACGGCCACUGCAACUCGAUGAUGCGGCCGUGCAGUUCCGCCUCCGUGGUCGAACUCCCGGUCACCACGGCCGGUUCGUCGUCCGCCACGAACGAAUGUUGGUGAGCGCGCGCCGACCCCGCAGUCCCCGCCGCGACCGUGUACCCUCCUCGUCGCUCUGCGCCACCGGCCAAAAAUUCAUCGUCUCUCCCACCCCCUUCCCGCAAGCGCUCGCGUCCAAUCGAGGCACUUGUACGGGAACCGCUGGUGGUAACACGGCCGCCGCACACGUUCCGCUGGGUUCAGUAGGACAGUUGUGUCCGCACACUUACCGGGAAACGCGAUCACCGGCGUGGUCGUUUCUUUCGCUCUCUCACGACCCGAUCCUCCCGGCCGGCCGAAAGUGCUCGCGAUCGUCGUCCGCCGUACGGCGCACGGUGAGCACUGCGAACUUUCGCGCACCGCAACCCGGCCGCAGCACACACGGUCGUAACGCGCUCGAAGUCGAUCACGCGUUCCGUUCACCUGACCGCCGUCGAUCGACGCGACACUCGGACACUCGGCCUCCGAGUUCGAGC
This is a messenger RNA of Sipha flava (yellow sugarcane aphid), 2103 nucleotides long. RefSeq names its product free fatty acid receptor 4-like. NCBI's taxonomy places the organism in Eukaryota, Metazoa, Arthropoda, Insecta, Hemiptera, Aphididae. Bases 344 to 1651 code for a protein of 435 amino acids. The transcript is spliced from 4 exons. Gene Ontology annotation, cellular component: neuron projection; membrane. The record is from RefSeq and is a predicted model, not a curated record. Gene Ontology annotation, molecular function: peptide binding; neuropeptide Y receptor activity. Gene Ontology annotation, biological process: G protein-coupled receptor signaling pathway.